CAUUGGCUGAUGUAUAUCCACGUGAGCGGAACGAAUGGCCAGCGCCUAAAUUCAAAUUGUUGUAUAAACUGAUUUAGAAAUAAGAUUCAUUAUUUUUUAAAAUAAUCGCGUAGAAUUUUGAAAAUAAUUUAUUUUAAGCGGAGCGAUUUAGCUGAAUUUGUCAGGUUUGGGGUACUCAAAAGGGAAUUUAAUUAAUAUGAAGAAGAACAGCCCCUCUGUGCUAUUCAGUGUGGAGAGUGUCUGACCAGGAUGAGAGACAGCCCCAGAAGGCCCUUAAUCCUAAAGAGGAGGAAGCUCUCUUUGCCCCAAAAGGAGGACACAUCUAGGGAUGAACCAGAUAGGGGACAGAAGGGAACGAGCUGUUCCAGCAGCCAGAGAUUUCCAGAUGGGAUCCGGAUCUUGGACCACCCCUCUAUGCCCAACACACAGGUGGUGGUCAUCCCCAAAACUGCAGACCUCCAGAGCAUCAUCGGGGCCCUAACUGCCAAAGGGAAGGAGUGUGGCUCCCAGGGCCCAAACAAGUUCAUCCUACUCAGCAGUGGAGGGGGAGCAGGAGAGGGCCCUGGCUCCCCCAGACGUGACCAUGCUCUCCAGCCCAAGAGGGAACCGAAUUCGACUUCCAGUCACUCUAUUGGAGUGUCUGAUCACGUUGAGGCUUCCAAAGCAGUGUUAGAUGCCUUGCAAGGCGUAUUUGUGGAACCAAAACCUCUUGAAGAAAUUAAACCUGCAAAUAAGGAUCUUGAUUGCUCUCCUCUGGAUGACAGUCUGACAAAUAUCCAAUGGCUCGGGAGGAUGAGUACAGACAGCUUGGGACCUUGCGCUGUUAAGACUGAGGCAGAUAAAGAAAACCUGGACAUCAACAUACAGGCGAUCCAUGGAAAUGAUGAAGACAAUGCAGGGCCUUCUUCCUCAAAAGACCCCCUCUCUGAGAGACCACCCUACUCCUACAUGGCUAUGAUCCAGUUUGCUAUUAACAGCAAAAAGACUAAGCGGAUGACUCUGAAAGAAAUCUACACCUGGAUUGAAGACCAUUUCCUUUACUUCAGACACAUAGCCAAGCCUGGCUGGAAGAAUUCAAUCCGCCACAACCUCUCACUUCACGACAUGUUUAUACGAGAGACCUCUCCAGAUGGAAAGAUCUCCUAUUGGACGAUUCGUCCCGAAGCUAACCGCUGUUUGACGCUGGAUCAAGUUUACAAGCCAGUGGACCCCACUGCACAAUCUGCAGUAAUGACCAAGCAGGUCUGCGAACAACAUCAGAAACAUGCUGUACUUGAACUGAAAAAAACUGUGCCUGCAAGUAUCUCAGAGAGAAAGAUGAAACCCCUCCUUCCUCGAACAGACUCCUACUUGGUCCCUAUUCAGCUGCCACUUACCCCUCCACUCAUCCUGCCCUCAGCCACACAGCUCCCCAUACUGGCCAUUGAGAGGAAAUGUACUACCAGCAGUCUGGGUUGGACCCGCAUCGCUCCCAAGGAGGGUUCCGAAAUAAUUCGUACCAACAGGAAAUUUAUGGUAACAAGUAAGCCUGAUGAUCCACCCCAGCCAGAACCUAGGCCUUCAAACUGGGGCUGUCCCGCCCUGGAGACCCCUUCUGUCUGGCAGUCCAGGGAGAGGAAGGAGACGAGCAGCUCCAGGAGGAAGCAGUGCCUCGUCCUCCCAUGCACCGAGGAGCCUGUCAUUUUCUUCCCAGAGAGCAGCAUUUUUGAUUCAGGGAUGGUUUCUGACCUCUCCACCUUACAGGACACCAGAGAGCCUGAGCUAGAUAGCCCUGGGAAGGGUUCCUCUUUUAAAACUCCCAUCAAGAGCAGUCUCCCAACCUCCUCCUCAACCCCAAGCAAGCCUGUUCCGGACGAGCCACCAAUUCUGCCUGCACUACUGCUGCAGGAGCUAUGGAGAACCACUCCUUUGAAGAAAGGGGGUGCAAACGUGCUUGAUUUCAGCCCCAUCCGCACCCCCCGUGGGGUCCCUCUUACCCCCUUGCGAGAGGACCCGGCCCCUUUUAACUUCAGCAGCACCCCGUUCAAGGAGAUGCCACUUUUUGAUUCUCCACGGGAGCUGCUGAACAGCCGUUCCCCCACUCGGCUCACUUUGCCCCACUCAAGCUCUCCCAUCUCCGUGUCCGACAGGCCCAAGAGAUGUUCACGUGAGCUUCAGGUCGCAACCCCAGUGGCAAACCGCUCUGUGACUGAAGGUCUGGUCCUAGACACCAUGAACGAUAGCCUUAGCAAGAUCCUGGUGGACAUUAGUUUCACCGGGCUGGAGGAUGAGGAGCUAGGCAUGGGCAACAUCAGCUGGUCCCAGUUAAUCCCAGAACUAAAGUGAUUCCCACCCCUUGACUUUGGACACCCCUUCUAUCUUCUUUUCCCACUUCUCCAAAAAGGAAAUUACUUUGAAACUAGUAUAAGGUAGACUCACUGUGGUAUAUUGUUUUUUAUUAAUCUGUUGCUCACUGCAAAAUAGUUCUGUGUUGGAUUUUGAUGCGCCUUAGUAUGGAGUUUGGUGGAUUUUCUGAAACUGUUCUCUACUGCUCCUGUUCUAGGCACUUCGUAAGAUUUAUGCAAACCAUAAUCUUGCACCUAUAAGUACCUGUCUUCUCAUUACUUUUUUUAUUUUUAACAAUUGCAGUGCAUUUGCAGGAGACCAACUGAAAAGGAAAUGUACUACUGGUUUGAAAAAACAAAAACGCCACACAAUUCUGCACAAACAAGUCACUGCCUUUUCCUGUUUCAUAAUUUUCUUAUGUAAAUAUAAUUAUUUCAUUUCUUAAUUUGCACAUUCUGUAUAUUUUUAUUGAUCAAAAUAGAUUUCAAAAACUAAUAAAAUGCUAUUCUGUAUACUUUUUGUAAGACACUACCAUGCUGAGUUGAUAUAGAAUAACCUUUUGUAUAUCUGGGAUUAGACUCCUUCCUCUAGAACCACCCUUCUAAUUCUAGCUAAAACAUUGUUCAAUGCAUUUUCUCUGCCAUGCACAUCCAUUCAUUAUACGUGUCUCAAAUUUACAGCAAAAAUGGAUUUUCAUUUUCAAACAUGAAAUCUGGUUCUACACCAGGUUAAAGAAAGCUCUUUGCAAAUCAUGCUUUUGUCAUUUCACCUUAAUUGUGAAAUUGUCCCCACCCCCUUUCACUGCUUCUUUCCUGUCAACAACCAAUCAACUGCUUUCCAUAUUGACUGACAUGCUUUCAGCCAGUAACAUGCUUUCAGCAGUAACAUGCUUUCAGCAGUAACAUGCUUUUUACCCAGAAGACACUGAUGGAGUGAAGUGAUCAAAGAAGUAAAGCAGUAACAGACUGUCUAGAAGACAAGGCAAGCAAACAGAACUCUUUAACCUAGUGUCAUACAAGAUGCCAUGUUUUAAAAUGAUGUUUCUUUCAAACCUGCACAUGAGACUUAUGAACCUAAUGGAGGUGCAAAAUGGGUAAGAUGUAUGGAAUUAUUUUGUUAGCUGCAAUUACUUUAAGUUGUUGGUUUGCUGUAACCUGACUCUAAAGUAAUUGCUUCUGCUCAACAAGACUGUUGUGUAGGCUUGCUGGUAUGAAGAGAAUAUAUUUUUUAUAUGUAUAGAAAGCUUUGCUGGGAGAAACUGUUCGUCGUAUCUUUUCAGUUAUGUUAUCUUUUAAGGAGAACUGAAAUCCAUGCAAAACAACAAUGUUGUACAAAUUAUGAACCCUGUAUAUGUAUUUGUGUGUGUGUGUGUAUAUAUAAUAUGAGAAUACAUUACUUACUGGUUUUUCCUUGUGCUGUAGAUUGUAUAGAUGCAUUUUACCAUUUGGUGGAGUUUAUAGGUCAAUUUGAGGUAGUCUCCAAGCAGCCUGAAGAAAUUAUCUGCCCUAGUACACAAGCAGUUUUAUUUUAAAACCACGUUAGAAAGGCAAGUCAAGAAAGUAACAUUCACUUAAGUAGAUUUUUGUCUGUUCUAUUGUACCCCGCAUCUGCCUGCUGAGAGUGCCACCAAUAUGUCUCAAGUAUUUAGGAACAGUGUAAUAUGAAUAGAACACUGUGUUUUAACAUAUUUUGAAAUAUCAUGUGAAGAGAUUUUGUAUAAUAUGAAAUAUUAUAAAAAAAAAUACUGCCAGUCUUUGCGUGUGCAUGUCUGAUGUGUGUGAUGAAUGCCUGCACCCUGUGUGUGUUAAUUGUACAAAUGUUAUCCGAGGUUAGAAAGUUUAGAAUUGUGCUUAAUGAAAACCAAUGUCAAAAAUCCUCCUGUUGAAUGCAAAUAUUGGUCUUGUUUACAGUAGCAUGUUCAGUAUUUUUUGUAUUUAUAUGUUGUACACCUGUAGUAGUGUUAUAUACACAUGUUGUAGAAUACAAUUCAGAACAGGUUUUUCUUAAAAUUGAAGAAAUUCAAUAGAAUUGAACACCCCUAGUGUGUGUGUGUGUGUGUGUGAUAUGGCAUUCAGAAGUCCAGCGAUCCGUUUUGGAAAACGGUUGCAAAAUAGUAAUUCUCAGCAGGUACCUAAAAAAAUAGGGUCAGUUUUCAUUAAAGUAGUUCUAGAUCUGUAACUUUUAAUAUGUUUGUUGAGUUACUGGUUGUAAAUAUUGUGAAUACAUUUCUAUGUACUCCAAAGGGGAAUUGUAUCCAGCAGAAAUGGCAGUAAAAAUAAAAUGCAUGCAUUGCUUUUCUUUGGAAUAGUCCCGAGAGCCAGAAAGGGAAAAUAACAGCACAAAACAAUAAGACUGUAUUGAGUGUACAUAAUAACCUGUUCGAUGACUCUUGGAUAACUAAGUUAUAAAAUGUAGGUGUCCUUUAACUUGCACUGGUUAAGUUUCAUACUAUUUCACAUUGAUUUGAUCACCCACAUUCUUCUGUCCAAUUUAGCGUGGCACAUGUGUCUGUACUGUCAUAUAAUAAAUAUAUUCUAAAAAUACUAAUUGGCAGAAAUGUAUUGUCAUGUUUGUUUUUGUGGUUAUUUUACAGCCAGGUGCUGAAGUUUGUAUCCUUUUUAAAGUCAUUGUAGUUAAAUAGUUUUCACUGUUAUGCACAUCUAUUGAUUUAUAAAAACAUGUAUUUAUUUUAAAACAAGGUUAAAGCCAUG
Messenger RNA from Acipenser ruthenus (sterlet), 5036 nucleotides. RefSeq names its product forkhead box protein M1-like. Gene Ontology annotation, molecular function: DNA-binding transcription factor activity; sequence-specific DNA binding. Lineage: Eukaryota; Metazoa; Chordata; Actinopteri; Acipenseriformes; Acipenseridae. The transcript is spliced from 10 exons. The coding region runs from base 250 to 2325 and encodes 691 amino acids. The record is from RefSeq and is a predicted model, not a curated record. Gene Ontology annotation, biological process: G2/M transition of mitotic cell cycle; regulation of DNA-templated transcription.